CACUAUCGCUGUCAAACAACUUGUAGCGGUUCCGGGUUGUGCAACCACGUGAAUCUCUGUCCAGUCGGCUACGGGUCGCGAGAAGGUUUUGACAAAGUUGUUCCCUUGGUGUUCUGUAAAAAAUUGCUGUUCCAUGGAGAUUUCCUGCGUUUUUCGCAGGCUGGGGACCGGGAAUAGAUCGCUGUGGUCAGUGCUUGGGUCGGCUGGAGCUGUAAGGCGCAGUUGUAGGGUUUCUUUCGCUUAUUCGGAGAAUAAAAGCAAGUGCAUCUCCAAAUCCUGGGCGGAGAGGGCAGCAAGGUCUCGUCCCUAUAAAGGUGCAUUAUGUCGACUUACCUCCACUGAUGCCACCCAAGCUACAUUGGCCAGUGUAGCCCCAGUAUUUGCUGUGAUGCAAUUUGACAAAGCAGGAAAUAUAAUAUCAUAUGAAAGGAAAAAAACUGAAUUAUAUCAGGAGUUGGGUCUUCAAGCACGAGAUUUAAGAUUUCAGCAUCUGGUCAGCAUAAACUCGAGAAAUAGAAGGAUUAUUUUAAGAAUGGAGUUCUUAAAAGCUGUUAUAACACAAGACUAUCUUUUGAUACUGGACUAUCGAAACUUGCACCUGGAACAGUGGUUAUUCAGAGAAUUAGCACCUCAGUUAGCAGGAGAAGGACAGCUGGUCACAUAUUCUUUGCCUUUUGAAUUCAGAGCUUUGGAAGCAAUUUUACAGCACAGGAUCAGCACUCUUCAAGGGAGACUUCAGUUUUUGCAGCCCCAUAUCCUGGAAACCUUGGAAGCUUUGGUGGACCCCAAACUUCUGUCAAUUGAUAGAAGCAAAUUGCACAUUUUACUGCAAAGUGGAAAAAGUUUAUCAGAAUUAGAAACUGAUAUUAAAGUAUUUAAAGAAGCAAUCCUAGAAAUCCUGGAUGAGGAUGAACUGAUAGAGGAGUUAUGUCUUAGCAAACACACGGAUCCUCCAGUUCCAGAAGAGAACAUAUCCAGGAUAGACCAUGCUGAAGAAAUGGAACUACUGCUGGAGAAUUAUUACAGACAAGCAGAGGACCUUGCAAAUGCAGCUAGAGAGCUGAGAGUGCUUAUUGAUGAUUCAGAAAGUGUCAUUUUCAUCAACCUGGACAGCCACCGAAAUGUCAUGAUGAGGCUGAACUUACAGCUAACCAUGGGAACGUUCUCUCUUUCCCUUUUUGGACUCAUUGGGGUGGCCUUUGGUAUGAAUCUGGAGUCUUCAUUUGAAGAGGAUCCCCAAGUGUUUUGGUUGGUUACAGGAAUUAUGUUUCUGGGCAGUGGAUUGAUAUGGAGAAAACUGCUUUCAUUUCUUGGAAGGCAUUUAGAGCCAUCUAUGCCUCCCCCAGUGCCUUCAUUGCUUAAGAGAACAUACCCAUUAAGUGGAAGAGUAGACGGCAGGAAUGGCCACAAGGUAUAAUCAUUCACAUCAAACAGAAGCUUCAUGAUGAAUAAAUGCGCUUCUGAGCAACAAUAUAAGGACAUGACUGUUACCUGAAAGGUGAAGAAUAUGUGAAAGGAUCAAGAGGACUUUGUUGAUCUGCCUGAUCUUCAUUAUAUCUGCACCAUGCUGGAUUUGGGCUGUUUUAUCAUGUUUAGGACACACACAGAAGCAAUAUUUUAAAAAAACAAGCACAAUCUGGCUUGUCAUACAUUUGUUGGUAUAUACUGUGGGUAUAUGAGUAUGCUCUGGUUUUAGGCAUGUUUUACUCUUUUCUGAAAUAUAAAAUACAGGAAGAUUGCAGAAUACUGUGUAUAGGUGCAAGAGAACGUCUCCAGGGAUUCUUUGCAUCUGUCAGAUGUUUUUGUUUUCAUAAAGGCUGGUAGGUGGAACAGAGAGUGCCAGAGAUCAUUUGUAUAACAAGUCAUGGAAGGAAAUAAAAAAUAAGGUAUCCUUGUGCUCUAUACUGCAGAUAUUGAAAUGCUGCCAUGUAUGGUUUCUGUACUUUUAUAUGUAUGUUGGACAUUACAGUAAUGAACACUUUCUUAUUAAAUCAGGGAUGUCCUGCU
Messenger RNA from Xenopus laevis (African clawed frog), 2007 nucleotides. It is a transcript of the gene mrs2.L, whose product is annotated as magnesium transporter MRS2 L homeolog. Gene Ontology annotation, molecular function: magnesium ion transmembrane transporter activity. Gene Ontology annotation, cellular component: mitochondrial inner membrane; mitochondrion. The coding region runs from base 134 to 1417 and encodes 427 amino acids. Lineage: Eukaryota; Metazoa; Chordata; Amphibia; Anura; Pipidae. The transcript has 11 exons. The record is from RefSeq and is a predicted model, not a curated record. Gene Ontology annotation, biological process: mitochondrial magnesium ion transmembrane transport; magnesium ion transport.